This is a messenger RNA of Colossoma macropomum (tambaqui), 1269 nucleotides long. Its product is annotated as acidic mammalian chitinase-like. NCBI's taxonomy places the organism in Eukaryota, Metazoa, Chordata, Actinopteri, Characiformes, Serrasalmidae. The record is from RefSeq and is a predicted model, not a curated record. The transcript is spliced from 10 exons. Bases 16 to 1254 code for a protein of 412 amino acids. Gene Ontology annotation, biological process: carbohydrate metabolic process; chitin catabolic process. Gene Ontology annotation, cellular component: extracellular region. Gene Ontology annotation, molecular function: chitinase activity; chitin binding.
ACUGAGGCUCCAACGAUGAGACUUACUCUCUUUGCAGGCCUUUGCCUGUUAAUGAGUCAUUUUGGUUCAGCCUCUCAGCUUAUAUGCUACUUCACAAGCUGGUCCCAGUACAGGCCUGGUCCUGGGAGGUACAUGCCUGAUAAUAUUGAUCCCCAGCUGUGCACUCACCUGAUCUACGCCUUCUCUGCCAUUAACAGCGCAAAUGAGCUGGUCAUCCAUGAGGGGAACGAUGAGACUCUCUACAAGUCUUUUAACGGUCUGAAGCAAAGAAACCCCAGCUUGAAAACACUCCUGGCUGUUGGAGGAUGGAACUUCGGUACAGCUCGGUUCACCACCAUGGUGUCCACUCCAGCAAACAGACAGACGUUCAUCCAGUCCUCCAUCAAAUUCCUGAGAACUCACGGCUUCGAUGGGCUGGAUCUGGACUGGGAGUAUCCUGGAGCCCGGGGCAGCCCAGCGGAGGACAAGCAGAGAUUCACUCUGCUCUGCAAGGAGCUUCUGGAGGCCUAUGAGGCUGAAGGCAAGGCUACUGGACAGUCCAGACUAUUGCUCACAGCUGCAGUGGCUGCUGGGAAAGAAAAUAUAGACAAAGGAUACGAAAUUGCUGAAAUCGCCAAGUAUCUGGAUUUCAUCAGUGUGAAGACCUAUAACUUCCAUGGUGCUUGGGAGAGUUUCACUGGGCACAACAGUCCUCUGUACCAUGGUUCCCAUGACCAAGGAGACCUUAUCCACCUCAACACUGAUUAUGUAAUGAAGUACUGGAGGGAUCAGGGAGCCCCUGCGGAGAAGCUGAGGAUGGGUUUUGCUACGUAUGGUAGGACCUUCCGUCUGAAUUCUACUGCCAGUGGAGUUGGAGCUAAAGUCAGCGGUGCUGCUUCUGCUGGGACUUACACCAGAGAGGCAGGAUUGUGGUCCUACUACGAGAUCUGCACCUUCCUUCAAGGAACCAGCAUACAGUGGAUUGAAGAUCAGAAAGUACCUUACGCUACCAAAGGAAAUGAAUGGGUUGGAUUUGACACUCAGGAGAGCUAUGAAACAAAGGUGCGCUAUCUAAAAGAUAAUAAUUUUGGAGGGGCCUUUGUCUGGGCUCUGGACCUGGAUGACUUUGCAGGGCAGUUCUGUGGGAAGGGAAACUACCCCCUCAUCAGUCACCUCAAGAAACUACUGAAUACAGGUGCAUUACACAGCUUUAUUAUGGUGGAAAGUAAUUACAACCCCAAGUCCAAAAAAGUUGGGACGUUAUGUAAAAUGUGAAUAAAUGUAAAUAAA